ACUGACAAUACGACGAGAAGGGAAACGUAGGAAUUCAGCAGCAAAAAAUAUCACAAAUCCCGUGUUGCGAGCAUUUUUAUCACGACGUAUGAACGAUGAUUAUUCAAGCAGAAAUCGUGCUAAAUAUGGUUUUGGUGAUUAUCAUACCUACGAUGAGAUGAUUAAUUGGAUGAAAGAAAUUGAAUACAAUUAUCCAUCGAUGACAAAAACUUUUAGUAUUGGCAAAACACACGAAGGACGUGAAAUUGUUGGAAUUAAGAUUGGUAAUCCAAUAAAUCGAACAGAUAAACGAAUAAUAUGGAUUGAUGGCGGAAUUCAUGCUCGAGAAUGGGCAGCUGUUCAUACAGCAUUAUAUUUCAUUGACCAGCUUAUAUCAGACUAUGGAAUUGAUCCAAAAAUUACUGCAUACAUUGAUACAUUAAACUUUUACAUAACACCUGUGCUUAAUCCAGACGGUUUUGAAUAUUCGCAAUCUGACGAUUCACCACAGACGAGAUUUUGGCGUAAAAAUCGUGGACCUCAGACCUGUUUUAAAGAUCAUUGGCGACGUGAAAGAUGUUGCAGCGGUGUUGACUUAAAUCGUAAUUUUGAUUUUCAUUGGGGAGAAACAGGUUCAAGCAAUGAUAUCUGCUCAGAAAUAUAUCAAGGCAGUGCUGCUUUUAGUGAACCUGAAUCCAGAGCUAUUCGAGAUAAAGUAUUAUCACCGGAACUCAGUGGUAAAACUGACGCAUUUAUAACAUUGCAUACCUACUCACAAAUGUGGAUACAUCCAUAUAACCACCAAAAACAUUCUGUACCCGCUGAUAUCAACGAUUUGGAAUACGUCGGUAAACUAGGAGUUAAAGCAUUAGAGGAAGUAUAUGGUACAAAAUAUCGUUUUGGCACUGGAGCCGACAUAUUAUAUCCGUCUGCUGGUGGAUCAGAUGAUUGGGCAAAAGCAAAAGCCAAUAUUAAAUAUGUUUAUCUGCUGGAGCUUCGUCCUGGCGAAGAUGAAUGGGAUGGAUUUUUGUUGGACAAACGUCAACUGAUACCAACAGGACGAGAAACUUGGGCAGGCGUUAAAGUUGUAAUUGAUGCAGUGAUGGAUUCAUUGAGUAUGUCGCCAAUUUAUCAUUUAUAGAC
Molecule: messenger RNA, 1122 nt
Organism: Enterobius vermicularis (human pinworm)
Lineage: Eukaryota; Metazoa; Nematoda; Chromadorea; Rhabditida; Oxyuridae
Source: the annotation of a GenBank genome assembly